AUGAGACCCUACACUCUUCAAUACAAGAAGGUGGAAUCAAAGUAUCUGGGAACUCUCAAAAUUCUGGAUCGUAAAAUUUCCCAAGACUGUCAACUGCAAGAUGCCGACUCCAUCAGGGCCACUGUUUACCAGGAAUGGCUCAAAAAGAAAAAGGAGAAGUUAUCAGAGAGCCUAAACAAAGAAAAGACUGACUUUUUGUUAUUGACCAAACAGAUAAAAGAAGAAGAAGAAAAAAAGAAAGAUGCUGCCGCUUCUUAUUUGGCUUGGAAAGAAAAAAAAGAUGAGUUACUCAGGGAAAAAACAAAGGAAGCCAAAUAUAGGAUGCAGAAAGAGCAAAUGGCUUUAGAAGAAGUAGAGAAAAAAAGGAAAGAAGCUGAACAGACGUAUGAUCAAUGGAAGAGCAAUCGUGACCACAUCCUCAGAGAAAAGUGUCGACAGCAAAGAGAGACAGAGAAGAAACUUGCACUGAAGAAACAAGCUGAGGCGGAAGACCGAAAAAGAGACAGCAAAUCAGCGUAUUCUAACUGGUGCGAAAAAAAGACGGAUGCCUUCCAAAAAAAAAUGUGGACAGAACGCCAGGAAAACAAGAAUAAAUCAGAGGAACGCCGAUAUAUUCAAGAGGAGAAGGAUAAAAUGGCUUUAGAAAUGUAUGAGCAUUGGCUGGAAAAGAAGGAUCUACAACAAAAACGACAGAGAGAAGAAAAGCGAUUACAAGUGAUACUGCGAAAAAGUCCGCCGCCACCUUGGAGUCCUCCUAAUAACACCAUUCAGUUUCGAAAAUAG
Molecule: messenger RNA, 783 nt
Organism: Nerophis lumbriciformis (worm pipefish)
Lineage: Eukaryota; Metazoa; Chordata; Actinopteri; Syngnathiformes; Syngnathidae
Source: RefSeq, a predicted model, not a curated record